Messenger RNA from Carassius auratus (goldfish), 450 nucleotides. Its product is annotated as alpha-2-macroglobulin-like. The record is from RefSeq and is a predicted model, not a curated record. Bases 1 to 450 code for a protein of 149 amino acids. Lineage: Eukaryota; Metazoa; Chordata; Actinopteri; Cypriniformes; Cyprinidae. The transcript is spliced from 5 exons.
AUGCAAAAGAGGGCACGAGUUGACCUUGUCAGUGGGAGCGUCCUUUCAGAAGAUGUGUCUCUGAAGCUUCCAACAAAUGUGAUCCCGGGAUCUGCCAAAUGCUCUGUUUCAGUCCUUGGGGACAUAAUGGGUCGUGCACUAAAUAAUCUUGAUGGCUUGCUACAGAUGCCAUCUGGCUGUGGAGAACAAAAUAUGAUAACUCUUGCUCCCAAUAUCUACAUCCUGCAGUACCUGGAAGGCACUGCGCAGCUCACCCCAACCAUCCGACAGACUGCCACUGGUUACCUUCAGAGCGGAUACCAAGGACAGCUAAACUACAGGCACAGUGAUGGUUCAUACAGCACAUUUGGCUACGAUGCUUCCAAUACAUGCCAGGUUGACAUCUUUAAAUGUGCUGUAACUGAUCUGAAGUCUGAGGCUGGCCUUAAUCAUCAUGAUGUUUCGUUUUAG